This is a messenger RNA of Aureobasidium uvarum, 1743 nucleotides long. Lineage: Eukaryota; Fungi; Ascomycota; Dothideomycetes; Dothideales; Saccotheciaceae. The record is from the annotation of a GenBank genome assembly.
AUGUCUGCCUCGUCAAGGCAACGUCCAUCUGGCCACCGCCGUGGACUGAGCAUCGACCAGGGCAUGACUCUCCUAUCACGACAGGAGCCGGGACUAUAUCACAUGGACCCUAACCAGCAGCACUUUUUCAGACCAGCCUUCAUGGAACAGGACAUUGCCUCUGCCGAGCAAGCAAAGCAGGCCAUCCUGAACCUUGAACAACAUAUCCAGACCGUCUACCGCACCUACGGAUAUGUUCCUCAGACACCACUUUCUCAAUCGCAACCUCAAAUGCCCACCACCCCCAUCAUUGUUGCCACACGGCCAACAACUCCUUGCUCCAACUACCAGCAACCCAUGUCUGGCCAUCCUGAGGGUCCCCUCCUCGAUGUUUCGCCCAUGCCAAACUCGGUUGCAGUAUCACCCAUGCACCCCGGAAUGUCGCCCAUGCCAAUCCAAUACGCCAACGUCCCUGUUGUCCAGGUCCAGGAACCCUACCAAGACCAGCAUUCCGUGUACGCAGAGUCCUUCGCUGGUGACUACGCAUGCACACCCUCGUACACCUCGUCAAUGGCCGAUCCCAGCUCGCCCAUGCGCUCCCCCAUGGACGCCAAGUUCAACCCCCUGCCUACUGUGUACGAGGCGCUUUCGCCUGCUGCCAGCCACGCAACUUACGCCCACGAUUCAAUGAUGCUUUCCGGUGAAGCUACCUCCAACAUGAGCUACUACACAGAUUCCCCUCAGCGGUCGGCAGUUUCUCCUCGUGAGGCCAUGCUGCAAACUCUCGACAUUGACGCCAGCAUCGAGGAUACCGGCAUCUCACCUCAAGAUGUCCAGCAGUACAUCAGCCCUCAAGAUCACUGCGAUGGUAAGUGGACCUGUCUCUUCGAUGGAUGCGGCAAGAAGUUUGGCCGUAAGGAGAACAUCCGUGCCCACGUCCAGACCCAUCUUGGUGAUCGCCAGUUCAAGUGCAAUCACUGCGGCAAAUGCUUUGUCAGACAGCACGAUCUCAAGCGUCACGCAAAGAUCCACAGUGGUGACAAGCCUCACAAGUGUCCUUGCGGUAAUGGUUUUGCCAGACAAGAUGCUCUCACACGCCACCGCCAACGUGGAGUCUGCGACGGUGCUCUUCCUGGUUUCGAGCGUUCUCAAGUCAGACGUGGUCGUCCGAAGAAGCACCACUACGACAUCUCUGAGCGUCUCGAGAGGGCUGCUCACCAAAGGGAGAUCAACUCGCGCAGAAACUCCGAGUUUACCGCAUACGCAAGCUCUUCUGCCAGCGAGGCUAGCUACCCCAACACUCCUGCAGCCAAUAUCAACGACGACUUUGAUGACGAUGACUUCGCCAACUACCAGCAGCAAGACGGCAAAUACUCUAAGGAGUACAGAUACACUGCCGCCGAUCUUAGCUCGUUGCCUACUACAGAUGUCAAGGUGGCUCCUCAACCUCAGCUUCCUCACAGCCCUCCACCAAGCUCACAAUGCCCGAGUCAACCUUUUGGCUCCAGCGACAACACAUUCAGCUUCUCCUCUGUCGACUGCAAGCCCAUCAUCAUCGAGGAGAAUGAGUGCUUGUCGCCUGCAGCAACCUCAUCAGUCCACAGCAUUGACGAGAAGGACGACUUUUCGCCGAACGCAACUCACGCUGUUGAGAGCGCGUUUAUGGGCUCGGAAGAUAUGCUCGAGUUCAAUCCUAGCAUGUAUGGCGGUCCUGGCGACUCGCUGUUCAAUGCUAGCCUCGACGCAUGGCUCGAGAGUCAUUGA